Carcharodon carcharias (great white shark) is the source of this 297-nucleotide messenger RNA. RefSeq names its product histone H2B type 1-P-like. Gene Ontology annotation, cellular component: nucleosome. NCBI's taxonomy places the organism in Eukaryota, Metazoa, Chordata, Chondrichthyes, Lamniformes, Lamnidae. Gene Ontology annotation, molecular function: DNA binding; protein heterodimerization activity; structural constituent of chromatin. The transcript has 2 exons. The coding region runs from base 1 to 297 and encodes 98 amino acids. The record is from RefSeq and is a predicted model, not a curated record.
AUGCCUGAGGUGGUGGCUGUGGCUAAGGUUGGUGCAUGCCGCAAGGUGUCAAAGCAGUCGCUGACGAAAGUCAUCAAGAAACCACCCAAGAAGUGGAAGAAAUCUCGCGAGCAGAGCUAUUCCACUUACAGGCUCAUUGCCUCUGAGACUUCGCACCUCAUUCACUACAACAAGUGCCACACCAUCUUGGCCAGAGAGAUCCAGAGCGCCGUCCUCCUCAUGCUGCCAGGGAUACUGGCCAAAUGCGCCACCUCUGAAGGCAGAAAAGCAGUCACCAAAUACACCAACUCCAUUUAG